Molecule: messenger RNA, 3002 nt
Organism: Linum trigynum
Lineage: Eukaryota; Viridiplantae; Streptophyta; Magnoliopsida; Malpighiales; Linaceae
Source: the annotation of a GenBank genome assembly
GUCCAGUAGUAUCAAAAACCAAUUUGUCCUCCCACCCACACAAAAGGAUAAAGCACUGGCUUUGCACCGACCCACGUCCGCUCUUGCGACUCGGCAUCAAGGGCUUUGCCUUGCUGCCACUUGGAGAUGGCGGAUGAUUCGAGACACUACAGCACUCGGUGCCAAGUCCCCAUCAAGCAGCUCUAAUGGCAAGCUUCCAAAAAUGGGUUUUAAAAGCAACAGUAAAACCUGGACAAGAACCUUGUCUUUCUCUCGUUCUCACUCACGCUCAGUCCGAACGAUCUCAUGUCGGCGGCGAAGGGAACUGUGUGCGUCACCGGCGCCGGAGGUUUCUUGGGCUCCUGGGUUGUUCAUCUUCUCCUCUCCAAGAACUAUCUAGUCCGUGGCACCGUCAGAGAUCCCUUGGAUGGAAAGUAUGCCCACUUGAAGCAACUCCCAAAUGCAUCCUCGAAUCUGGAGCUCGUGAAGGCCGAUUUGCUGGAUUACCCAUCUCUGGUCUCUGCAAUUCAAGGCUGCUCGGGAGUUUUCCAUGUCGCCAGCCCUGUUCCCUCUUCCUCCGUGCCAAACCCCCUGGUUGACCUAAUCGAGCCAGCAGUGACAGGAACCCUUAACGUCCUUAAAGCAUGCAACGAGACCAAGGUCAAGCGAGCUGUGGUUGUGUCCAGUGGUUCUGCUCUCAUAAUGAACCCUUCCUGGCCCGAUACUCAGGUCAUUGAUGAGUCUUGCUGGUCCAACGCUGAACAUUGCAGAGCUACUGAGAAUUGGUACUGUGCUUCCAAGACAGAAGCUGAGAGUAAGGCACUGGAGUACGGGAAAGCCAGUGGACUUGAUGUAGUAACCGUUUGUCCCAAUGUAAUCUUGGGUCCCAUUCUGCAGUCUACAGUGAACGCGAGCACCUUGCUGCUCGUCAAGCUUUUGAAAGAAGGGAAGGACAUGGUCGAUAAUAGGCAUUUUCUGGUCGUGGAUGUUCGGGAUGUAGCUGAAGCGCUGGUUUUGGCUUACGAGAAACCUGAUGCGCAAGGAAGAUACAUAUGUAGUUCGCAUUCCGUCCAUGUCAAGGACAUAGUUGAUGUGUUGAAGGAAAAGUAUCCCAACUACAACUAUCCAAAGAACUUUACAGAGGUACCGCAGAAGAAAGAAAUGAGCUCAGACAAGUUGCAGAAGCUAGGCUGGAGAUACCGUUCACCGCAGGAAACUCUGGUGGACGCUGUGGAAAGCUACAAGAAGGCUGGCUUAUUGGACUAGAACUGAACCCAAUCCAAUCCUAUUUUACUGAUGAACCCAAAUUUCUGAAGUGCGGAUGGAAGGCUUCCAUGUCCAUGCUUGAACCAGAUAGAGGUUGGUUCGUAAUAAGUAUCUCGGUUUGUUUCGAAAAUACUGGGGAGGUAGAGAGAAUUUGGUGCUGCAGCAUGUUCUAUCAGAUAAUGGAAUAUGAACUGAAGGUUUUGAAUUUUAAAUUUUUUUUGGAUAUUAUGAUGGAUUUCGUUGCAUUAUGAAUUUGGUGCUGCAACACUAUUAUUUAGUCUCAUUUCAGUUUGGACGUCAUCGUUAGCACGCCACAAUGUUGGUGCGCUACUGCUUAGUCUCAGUUUGAAUUAGGAUUAGGCGUUACUAUGUUGGUGCACUACUACUUAGUCUGGUUUGGCGUCAAUUUUCGAUAACGCGAUACAAUACUGAUGCGCUACUACUUAAUCUAUGUAAUACAGGUUUAGUAACAUUCCCAACAAUCAUCGAAUUUGGUAGGAGCUAAGGACGCUGGGAUGGGAGAUAGGCUCAGUGGGGGGGAGGUUUUUAUUUUUAUUUUUAAUUAAAUUAAUAAACUAUUUAAAUUUAUGAAAUAAGUUAAACGAGCUUGUUCACGAACUUUCGAGCUGAACAUGAUAUGAGUCGAGUUUGGCUGAUUCAGUUAACGAGUUUGUUCGCGAUCUAGCUCGAUUAGGACAAAUCUGAGUGUCGAAUGAGUUUUUUCGAGUCGAACGCCGAGCCGUUCAUGAGCGGCAUGAUUCAUUAACAAUCCUAGUUGAAGAAUAUGAAUGUGUAAAAAAUAAUAAUAGAGGGAUAAAUUUGUUAACAUACAAUAGUAGAGGGUACAAAUUGCUAUUAACUCACGAAAAUAUUAACAUAAACAGACGGCUAAUUACAUAAAGGAUCACAAACGGUCUAAUAUCAAAACAACGAGUCUAGCUAGUAUGGACUGCAUGGGCGGAUGGAAGAAUGGGCCACGUCCACGUGUGGGCUUCGUGAAUUGGCCAGAAUAACGACUGACUAUAGGCCCACUUGUAGGCUCUCUGGACUGGAGAGUACGGCGUUUAGACUUGAUUUUAAAGGCAUUGUGAGUCUUUAUAGGCCACUAGAUUCUCCAUUUUAAGAGAUUUCAUGUCACAAGCAUGGUAAAGGAAACAGUACCGGACAUCAUACCGGAUUCCUUUCUGGUAUGGUAUUUUGUGGUACGACCGUAGUUCAACCGUUUUGUACCGGUAAAUACCAUUUUUCACUAUUGAUAGAGAAAUGAAAUGCGAUAGUAUAAAAAAUAUAAUCCAUCAAAAAAAGAACCAAAUAGAGCAUUAUACAACCACGGUGACCCAUUUUCAACAUAGAAAAAUGGCAAAAUAAUAUUCUUUUUUAAUUACCGUACCGGCCGGUUUUUUCGGUUUGACCGAUUGAACCGGCCGGUACGAUCCGGUUUCCUGGUCUAUGAUUUAGCUUCAUUUCUCCGUAUCGCUUUUGGUCCAAUUUCCGGUUGAACCGGUUGAACCGGCCGGUACGAUCCGGUUUCCUGGUCUAUGGUCACAAGGCCAUUAGUCUAUGGGUGAGUUGAGGGGUCGUUUGGAUGAAUUGUUUAGUUUUGUGGUAUUUGUAAGGUGAAAUAACGCAUUUGUUGUUGAUUUGGUAUUUGUGUGGUAUUUUUAUGAAAGUUGGGAUAAAUAAUCUUGUUUGGCUAAACCAAUAUUUGCAUGUGGUAUUUGAUGAUAAAAGAUGCUAAAUAACAAUAUUGCCCUCAA